Messenger RNA from Grus americana (Whooping crane), 1909 nucleotides. RefSeq names its product transmembrane p24 trafficking protein 3 (gene TMED3). Gene Ontology annotation, cellular component: Golgi apparatus; endoplasmic reticulum-Golgi intermediate compartment; endoplasmic reticulum. The transcript has 3 exons. The record is from RefSeq and is a predicted model, not a curated record. Gene Ontology annotation, biological process: Golgi organization; endoplasmic reticulum to Golgi vesicle-mediated transport; intracellular protein transport. NCBI's taxonomy places the organism in Eukaryota, Metazoa, Chordata, Aves, Gruiformes, Gruidae. The coding region runs from base 118 to 780 and encodes 220 amino acids.
GCAACCCGGGGCCGCCCCCAGCGGAAGCGCUGCCGGUGCCGGUGCCGGGCGGGCGCCACGUCAGGCGGGGCGGGGCGGGGAGCGGGCGGCGGGCCGGGGCCCGGAACGCGGGCCGGGAUGCGGGCAGGAGCGCGGGCAGGGAUGCGGGCAGGGAUGCGGGCGCUGGCGCUGGCGGGGCUGCUGUGCGCGCUGCGGGCCGGCGGCACCGAGCUGACCUUCGAGCUGCCCGACAGCGACAAGCAGUGCUUCCACCAGGAGCUGGAGCGCGGCCUCAAGUUCACGCUGGACUACCAGGUGAUCACCGGGGGACACUAUGAUGUGGACUGCUACGUGGAGGACCCCAACGGCAGGACAAUCUACAAGGAGACCAAGAAGCAGUACGACAGCUUCCCGCAUCACACCGAAGUCAAGGGCGUCUACACCUUCUGCUUCAGCAAUGAGUUCUCCACUUUCUCCCACAAAACGGUCUACUUCGACUUCCAGGUGGGCGACGAGCCACCGAUCCUGCCCGACAUGAGCAACCGCGUCACCGCCCUGACGCAGAUGGAGUCCGCCUGUGUCACCAUCCACGAGGCUCUGAACGCAGUGAUCGACUCCCAGACUCACUACCGCCUGCGGGAAGCGCAGGACCGGAGCAGGGCCGAGGAGCUCAACAGCCGGGUCUCGUACUGGUCGGUCGGGGAAACCCUCAUCCUCUUUGUGGUCAGCAUUGGGCAGGUGAUGCUGCUCAAAAGCUUCUUCACCGAGAAGAGACCCGGCAGCGGUGGGGCCGGCACCUAGAGCCACAGCCACUCCAUGGCCAAACUGGGGGGGGGAGCGGGCCGGCGGCGUUCUGGGUCACGCUCUGCCUCCCUUUUCUGCAGGUGCCGCUGUGGGGAGGUGGCUGGGGGGGAGCAGGGGAUGACGUGAUGCUGCUGAGCCAGGUGGAAAAUGGUCACCCAAGCACGGGCAUCCCCCAGCCAGUCCCCCCAGCAUCACCUCCCGCUUUGCCUUCGCCUGCCCUGCGGCCCCGUCCCCUCACCCAACCGGUCUAUCCCCGCUUGCCAGCUCCACUGGGGAAGCGGGUGGGCAUGCUGGUGGGGUUUGGCAUCAACGCUCUGGCCCCUUGUCCGAUGCCUGGUGCACCCUCAGAGCCCGAUGUGACUGCAAGGUGCAGCCCGGCAUCCAGCAAGGCCACGCGCUGCCCGCGCAGCAGGGCACGAGCUCUGCCCAGGCUGCCGAGGGGCUGGGGCGACGCUGACCCACCGAGCACCCACCUCCUGAGCACUCCUGCACCGAGCCAAGUGCAGGGCCCCUUUGUUCCCCGGGGCAGGCAGGACGCUCCCCCGCAGCGGGCAGGGUGCUCCCUGCAGCAGGGCCAAAGCCAGCAGCAGCAUCCCAGGAGCCACUGGUUCAAAAAUGGGGGCGAGGUUUCAGCAGGGGCUUUUCGCUUGGUGAUUUCCUUUGCUUUGCAAGCCCCCCCCUCCUCACAGCGAAGCAUUUCCCAGGCCCUUCUCUGCCGCAGGACCGAGCGGCGUGCCCAUACAAGAUGGUGUUUUCAUACUUGUGCGAGCCCAUGCCUGGGGCUUGGCCCCACCACGUGUCCCACCGUGCCCAGCAGACAGCGGGAGCAAGCACAGCUCUGCUCCACCUGCACCAAGGAAGCCCCAUCCCUGUCCCAGCAGCAGCGAGGACCCCCCGCACCCAUGGGGGACUGUGGCCCCAUUCCCUGGAGCCCCACAAAACAGAGACACACACCCACCCCCCCCCAAGAACCCCUGGGAGACCACCCUGUGCGAGAGCCCUGGGGAGGCCAGCGUGCCGGCCACCGCCGCCAGCCCCUGAGCGGGCGUGGGAUCGCUCCUCUGGAGCCGGAGCAGCACCACUGGUGUUCUACUUUGCCACUUCGUAAUAAACCCCUGCGACCGUG